CGUCACCUGUCAAAAUUGACGGUUUGUCAUCUUAAUUAAAAUUUUUUUACAUCUUAUUCUAAUAAUUAAUAAGUAAAUAUCAUCAUAACUGUAAGUUUAACAGUAUUAUUAUACUUUCUAAUAACUCUUUGAUAAGAAUAAUAGAAAUGGCAAAUCCGAAGUACGCCGAUCUACCCGGAAUCGCCCACGACGAGCCCGACGUCUACGAGACCACCGAUCUCCCGGAAUCCGAGCAAUCGGCGGACUUUUUCGAAGACGAAACCGAUCCGAUCGAACGCAUCCACAUCUCGUCCGGCGAGGCUUUCGACAAAUUCAAAGGCAAGUACUUGGACUCUGCUAACGUGGACUUCUCGACGAGAUUGGGCAAACGAUCGAGAACGGGCUACGACGCCGUCAGCGGCGAAUGGGAACUGCGCGGCUCCGGCGAGCCCGAAAACCUCGUGCAAAAGUACAAUCGGCUGUUGUGCGAAAUGAAGGAAGUGCUCGAGGAAAUCAACGAGUUGAAGGCCGGCAAAAACGAGAAGGCGAACGAGAAUUGCGCCGUUUCCAGUCAGAAAAUCGAACAGUCGAUUAAGCAGCUAGCAGAUCUGAAACUCGAGGAUACGUUAGGUGAACAAAUCGUACAGAAAUUAUCCGAUCCGGAAGGAACCCAAAUCAAAAUACUUUUAUCCCAACUGGAGCAAUUUAAAUCGUCCAUUAACGAACGUCCGGAAUCGGAAGUAUCGGGCGAAGAAUCCGGCAUAACUUACAAACUGGAUUACAGACCGCAACAAGCCAGUAUGGCUCAAAUGUCUAGAGUAGCUGACUUGGAAUCCAGAAUUCGCAAACUAGAAACCGUUAUUGGCGAACCUAGCGAUAAAUUAACCAGAUUAACAGCGGGUUUCGUUAAAGGGAGCUUAUUCGAAGUGGCCGAACAAUUGAGCGCUACCGCUAGUUUGUUAGAUUCAGCCCAAUUGGACCAUAUCGAAGGGAGAUUGGGUAAUUUAGCGCAAAAAUUGGAGACAAUCGCCGAAAAGAAAAAGUCAUCACAAAAGGACGAUGAUAAAGAUAAAAUGAUAUUGGAAUUGUACGAAUUGGUCAAAAACACAGAAGGCGUUUCGAAGUUGCUACCCCAAACGAUAGCGAGGCUUAAAGCUUUGGAGCAAAUGCACGAUAAAGCCAUCGAUUUCACAAAGACGCUAACCCAAAUCGAAUUGACCCAAACUGAGAUGGCCGGACACGUGCAAAACAACAAAAUGCUCCUGCAAGGGGUGCAGGAAAGUUUCGCAGUCAACCUGAACGAAAUCAAUUCGACCGUUACUAAUUUAGAUGCGCGAAUUAAAGCCAUUAAGAAUAAAAAAAAUUAAUUUAAGAUUUUUAAACUAUCAGUCGCUUAAUUUCCACAUUUUUCACGUUAUAUUUAUUUAUUACUUGAUUUUAUAUU
Phyllotreta striolata is the source of this 1423-nucleotide messenger RNA. The record is from the annotation of a GenBank genome assembly. Lineage: Eukaryota; Metazoa; Arthropoda; Insecta; Coleoptera; Chrysomelidae.